UGAACAUUGCACUGAAUUCUACUUACAGCCAGACCUUGCUGGAGCAUAACCAGAACCGAUUUAGACUUCACGCUCCUGAAAUAGAAAGAAUAUUCCAGCAGUGACAUUAAGCGGUGAGGACACUGUCCAGCAAGUGACAAACAUACAGCUAACUCUGCUGCUCCUGUACAAUUCAGUGUUCCAAACAGGUUUUGCGCUCUUCCAAAGAAUGACGUCUCCGCAGAUAGCCUCGCUGUCCUGGGGUCGGAUGAAGGUCCAGGACUGUGCCACGGCGUACAAGGACUGCAAGGUGUGGCCAGGGGGAAGUCGACCCUGGGACUGGAGAGAGACGGGGACUGACCAUUACCCUGGAGUCCAGGCAGCGGAUGUGGAGGAAAUCGUUAACAAAGGGGUUCGGACGCUAGUUAUUGGCUGUGGGAUGAGUGAGGCCUUGCAGGUUCCCUCCGCAACUCUCGAUUACCUGCGGAACAAAGGUGUCGAUGUGAAAGUGCUUCAGACCCAGGUGGCCGUGCGAGAGUACAACGCAUUGGCCGGGGGAGGGGCGCGGGUGGGUGGGGUCUUCCAUUCCACCUGCUGAGGACAAUAGACAAAAGGUGUAGGAGUUGGCCAUUCGGCCCCUCGAGCCAGCACCACCAUUCAAUGUGAUCAUGGCUGAUCAUCC
This is a messenger RNA of Leucoraja erinaceus (little skate), 661 nucleotides long. It is a transcript of the gene aamdc, whose product is annotated as adipogenesis associated, Mth938 domain containing. Gene Ontology annotation, cellular component: cytoplasm. The transcript is spliced from 4 exons. Gene Ontology annotation, biological process: positive regulation of fat cell differentiation. The record is from RefSeq and is a predicted model, not a curated record. Lineage: Eukaryota; Metazoa; Chordata; Chondrichthyes; Rajiformes; Rajidae. Bases 209 to 577 code for a protein of 122 amino acids.